AUGGCGAAAUCCCAAAGAAACAAUGUUUCUUUGACUUGCAAUCACCUUCUUAGUGAUAACACUCUUUAUGCACCUUCGCCCUACUCCAACAGUGAAAUUCCAAAUUCUCUGAGCCCAAAGUCUCGUCUCCCUUUAGUGGGACACGUCCACCUCUUGGACCCUCUCAUUCACCACUUCCUCAUCCGUCUCUCCAAGCGCCAUGACCCCAUCUUCUCCCUUUACUUCGGUUCCAUGCCCACCGUGGUUGCUUCUUCUUUUGAACUCUUUAAGCUCUUCCUCCAAACCCACGAGAUCACCUCCUUCAACACCAGGUUCCAAACCUCUGCCAUCCGCCGCCUCACCUAUGAGAACUCUAUCGCCAUGAUCUCCCUUCGGACCUUACUGAAAAUUCAUAAGAAAGCUCAUCAUGAACGACCUCCUAAACAUCACCACCGUGGCCAAGCUCAGACCUCUCAAGAGCCAAGAGAUCAAGAAAGUUCUCAAGGUUCUUGCACAGAUGUGGGAGACUUCCAAAUCGUGGCGGCAUGA
This is a messenger RNA of Arachis stenosperma, 528 nucleotides long. RefSeq names its product 2-hydroxyisoflavanone synthase-like. NCBI's taxonomy places the organism in Eukaryota, Viridiplantae, Streptophyta, Magnoliopsida, Fabales, Fabaceae. Gene Ontology annotation, molecular function: monooxygenase activity; iron ion binding; oxidoreductase activity, acting on paired donors, with incorporation or reduction of molecular oxygen. The record is from RefSeq and is a predicted model, not a curated record. The coding region runs from base 1 to 528 and encodes 175 amino acids. The transcript has a single exon.